This is a messenger RNA of Sabethes cyaneus, 3337 nucleotides long. RefSeq names its product protein yellow. Gene Ontology annotation, cellular component: extracellular region. Lineage: Eukaryota; Metazoa; Arthropoda; Insecta; Diptera; Culicidae. The coding region runs from base 1354 to 2757 and encodes 467 amino acids. The transcript has 3 exons. The record is from RefSeq and is a predicted model, not a curated record.
CUGUCACAAACGUACUUAGCACUACAUUCCAUUUUAUUACGUAUCCAGCAGACAGCAACAGCGUUGGCGUGUCCAUGAUGGCAUGGCAGCAAGCCACGGCAUGUUGAUAAGGAACGAUGCGAUGUGUGAUGAUGAAGGAAAAGGCAAAUCGGAAAACAAAAUACUUUCCAUUCCACUGAUUUCAUUCAUCGUCUUGCUCUCUUCGCGAACAGAUCAUUCAUUUAGCUCUGGCUGAAGCUUUAAUGUGAUGGAUCUUCACAACAAUAAAAGUACCCACUAAAACAUGCAUUUUAAAUGGAUAGUUCGAAAGCCCACGGGAUCUAUGGGUGCCCAUUUGUGAACAAAGUUUCAUUUUGUUGUGCCUCAAACUCAAACUAUGUGAAAUAGUUUCCCUUCACGGGUUAACAGUGAGUGGCGUAAAGUGCAGGUGGCGCAUUAUAACGGUGCAAAGCGACAUAAAGUACAACACACCAAUUAACAUAAAGAGUGAUUGUUUGAGCAGAUGUAAACAUAUUGCGGCUCGGGCCGGAGUGCAUAAUCCGUCAGUGUUAGUGUGUGCAUUCGGGUUUGUUUUGAUAUUCAGCAUCGUACUCUGGGACGGACGGACUAAAGCAGUAGCCGUACAGUCGACGGCUCCUAAACCAUACAGACUGUAACAGCCACGGUGACUCCAACCUGUGAAGCGCAGAAAUCCAGCCGCUAAAAAACUACGCGAGAGUAGUUGAAACCACUGCCACCGGCCUCCGUCACCACCGCAGCGCAGCGCCCCCGUCAGCCGUCACCACCGCAGUUGUCAGCGCAGCCAAACCGCGCCGGAUAGCGCGCGUGUUUGGUAUUCUAGGCACAGCCAUCCACAGUGCCGAGCCACUCGAUCGAUCGAUCGACCGACCGUCCCACAUCUUUCAACUCAAUCUGCCUCUAGCAGCGUUCGAGUAGCGUUAGUCUUUUCCAGUGCCUCUCGGUGUGAACAUCGGUUGAUCCGUCCGUCCGAGAAAUUGAACGUCGCCUCUCCGUCGUUUGGGCGCUAACCGUAGGUCUUCCUGUCCUGAAGUUCGAAUACAAACCAUGAUCAUAGUGUAGUGUGUGGCAAUUGAUGAAGAAAAGUGCCCAUUACGCAAGUUCAAUUAGUGUCUGGCUCUACCUGUUACUAAAGUCACUUGUGGUCAAGUCAUAACAGUGAACGUGUGUGAAACAACCAUAAUUAGGGCCAAAGGUGCAAUCGUUGCUUCGGUGACCUAAUGCCUUCGACACAGGUCAUUUGAAUGCCAAUCUUCGCCACGUGUUGUUCCUUACCUGCUUGAAUAAUAGCUUAAGAAGCUGGAAAUAGGAAGUUAAUUUAUCAAGUGGUUAAAAAUGAGUGUGAUUUGCUUACACCCGGCGUUGCUUCUGUUUGGUGCAUUGCUAGCUGGUAGCGGCUUCCGGUUCGUCAUUGGCAACGACAAUCUGCGGGUUGCUUAUCAGUGGAACCAGAUCGACUUCGAGUUUCCCAGCGAAACAGAACGAGCGGAAGCGCUCAGCUCAAGAUCGUUCAUUCCGGAGAAUGUGAUUCCAGUUGGUCUAGAAGUGUAUAAGAAGCGCCUGUUUCUGACUUUGCCCCGAUGGAAAACUGGAAUACCGGCUUCGUUGGCCUAUAUUAACAUCAAUGAAACCAACACAAAGUCGCCAAAAUUAAGGCCCUACCCCAGCUGGAAUGCUCACCGUCAGCUGAGCACGGAUGAAGCACCGGAGAUCGUGUCCCCGUUCCGGAUACGAGCCGAUCGAUGUGGCCGUCUCUGGGUACUCGAUACCGGAGUGUCCGACAUUCUCGGAGAUCUGAAGGUGGAAAGCCCUACGUCGCUGCUGGUGUACGACCUGCACAAUGACAAUCUACUUCGGCGGUACAAAUUCCCCAAAGAUCACAUAAAGGAAAACUCUUUCUACGCGAACAUCGCCAUUGAAGAUACCGAUUGUGAUGACACUUACGCUUAUGCGGCGGAUCUCGGAGCUCCAGGGCUAGUGGUGUAUUCUUGGAAGUCGCAGGAAUCGUGGCGCAUUCAGCAUCAUUUCUUCCACCCGGAUCCGCUGGCCGGCAACUAUACAAUCACAGGCAUUUCCUUCCAGUGGGAUGAUGGUCUGUUUGGAAUAGCUCUUUCUAGGCCACAAAGCGACAAUUUUUCAACCCUCUACUUCCAUCCACUAAGCUCGACUAAUGAGUUCGCUGUGUCUACCAGAAUACUUCGAAAUCAAACUCUUGCAACAUCGGAUAAGAUCUAUCGUGAAUUCAAGGUUCUAGGAUCACGUGGUCCCAAUGGACAGGCCGGAGUUGCUUUUCUUGAUCAGAAAACCGGUGUCAUUUUCUAUGCCUUGUUAAACCUAAAUGCCGUGACUUGUUGGAAAACAUCCAACCGAGCCUACACCAUCAAAUCUCUGGGACGGGUGUAUAUGAGCGUAACGGAUAUGGUGUUCCCGAACGAUGUUAAAGUGGACGACGAAAGCAAUCUUUGGGUUCUAUCAGAUCGAAUGCACCAGUUUAUGUACUCUAAUCUCGACCCGAAAGACACUAACUUCCGUAUCCUAACGGCAACCGUGAAAGAUGCCAUCGAGAAUACCGCCUGUGAUACAAAGAUCAAACCCCUGCCAGACAUCAUUACCAAUCUGGGAGAUAUCCUACGACCGUCGACUACAACUGUUUCGCCCAAAUCCCGAUCCGGUGCAUCGGCAGUGCUAGUUUCCAAUUUACUUGUCACGAUUGGAAUAUUAGUCAAGUUGUUUCUGUAGGCCCAACUGGUAGCAGUAUUCCUAGGAAGAAACGGUGCUCAAAAGAAGCUUUUUUCUGCAGUUAACAAUUUCAAAAUUAGCUAUGUCUAUUUCUAUCGGAACUACAACCAAUAUCGAGCACGGUCCAGAAUAAGGGGGCAAAACACACACACACAAAACAGUCACAUAAUUUUAAGAUUGAAGGCUCUAAUCUUCAGGAUUGUAGGUUAAGCAAAGAACAGCUAUUGUAAAUUAUUUUCUUCUGUAAGUAUUAAACAAAGAACGCACUUAGAUUGAAGCAUCAGAGUUGUAUGUAUAUCGAAAGCAGACAAAUGUCACCGUAGCAUUACCAGAAGUACAGCAUAUUGACUAAUCAGUAUUGGGGACAAGCAUUUGUUUCCUGUUUUACAAUUUGUAGAUUAUAUCAUCGGUUGAAAAAUAAAAUUCUACCUAGAACAAAUGUAUCCUAGCGUUUAGAAAGCGUGAAUUAAUUGAACAAGAUGUGCUAUAAUAGCUUAAAUGUUUUAAUCUGUUUAUUGAUAAUUUUUGGAAACGAAUAAAAAAUAAAUUUAAUUUGUAUAAACAUAAAUAAAGCAAUCUA